Aphis gossypii (cotton aphid) is the source of this 1480-nucleotide messenger RNA. RefSeq lists its product as uncharacterized. Bases 215 to 1480 code for a protein of 421 amino acids. NCBI's taxonomy places the organism in Eukaryota, Metazoa, Arthropoda, Insecta, Hemiptera, Aphididae. The record is from RefSeq and is a predicted model, not a curated record. The transcript has 7 exons.
GCGCGCAAUUCAUAUUCUAUGUUUUAUUUUUACUUUUCGGCUUUUGUCUUUUUGAUUUUCGCCAUUGCAUUCUUUCCGGUUUUUUCGCCAUCGUGUUCUUACCGAUUUUUUCGCCAUCGUGUUCUUUCUUAUUUUUUUCUUUGUCGUACAGUUUUUUCAUCCGUUUUAAUCGUGUUAAAUUUUUUUUUUCAUUUCAACUUAUUGAAAACUGGAAAUGGGCCGUGCAGCAUAUAAAUGUUGUGUAAUUGGUUGUACGUCAAAAGGUGUGAGUUCUCACCGAUUCCCAAAUCCUAGAACAUUUUUUGAAAUGUUCCAAAAAUGGUUAACAACGUUAGGAUCAGAACGGUUUGAAAAUAUACAACAUCGUGUAAUUUAUGAAAAAUUUAGAAUAUGUUCAUUGCACUUUAGUAUUAAUGACUUUAGUCCUGGUACAAAGACAUUAAAGCACAAUGUAUUGCCACACUUAAUGAUGUUCAAACCAGUCCCAACUAAUGUAAAUAAUGUCAUUUCACCAAUUGUGAAUGUUGAACAGUCUGUCCUAACUCAAGAUCUAAAUCAACUUGAGUCAGCAUCCGCUAGUAAUGUUUCACCAAAUAUUGGAAAUGCUGUUUCAGUAUUCAAUGAUGACUUGAAUAUAUCUGGUAUAGGUAUAUUGAAUGAUUCGGAAAUACAACAUUUGAAUCAUACUUCCAGUCUAUAUUGUGCCAACAGUGAAUGUAAUUCUUCUGAGUUAAUCUCUGAUAUGCAUGAAAAUAGACCUUCCAUUGAUGCCAAUAUUGCAAGCAGUAACAGAAAAGCACCAAACUCUGGUAUAUUACAUAAAAUUGGAGUAACUCGAGCCAAUAAGCUAACACCAAAGUGUAAAUCGCUAUAUGCCAAUGCUAAACGACUACAGAAGCAAUUACAACGAGAGCAUAAAAAGUGUAGUACUUUCAAGCAAAGACUUGAAGCUGCUAGCAAUCACAUGAAUUGCCAAACAUCCCAACAAAUGACUACUGCAGCAAAAAUUUUUACCAGGCUACAACUUCGUGAAUCUAAAAUGAAACCUAAAGGACGACGUUUCACCCUUAAUGAAAAGUUGAUGUCUUUAUCGUUGUACAAACAAAGUCCUAAAUCAUAUAGGCUGUUGGCGAAGAUGUUUGUACUUCCAUGUAGAAAAACAUUGACAAAUAUGUUGACAUCAGUGCCCAUCAACACUGGUAUAGACCCAACAUUAAUUAAAGUACUAAAAGAAAAUGUCAAAAGUUUGAAACCUCAACACAGGUUUUGUAGUAUUUUAUUUGAUGAAGUAAGUCUUAGUGCCAGUUUGCAUUACAACAGUAACGAGGGGAUAAUUUAUGGUUUUGAAGAAAAUAACUCAGGUCGUACUCAACAAUUUGCUGAUCACAGUCUAGUAUUCAUGGUUAGAGGUAUUGUAAAAAAUUUUAAACAGCCUAUCUGUUAUACUUUUUGCAAAAGCACGACAAAUAAAAAUGAUUAG